AAGAACCUUUCAUUGCCUUCUCGCCAUUGCCAUCCAUCCUUGUCCGAUAUUCUUGAUCGAGAAAAAGAAGCCAUGCAACGUUCGCUAGCCAUCUCCAAGAGCUUGUUCCCAAGCCUCCUCCGGUACGGGAACUCGGUCAAGGCCGCCCGGCAGCCAUCCUACGACGUGUUCAUCAACCACCGCCGGAUCGACACCCGGCGGACCAUCGCCGGGUUGCUGCACGACUACCUCACAAGGCUCGACCUCCGGCCCUUCCCGGACAGCAGGAGCAUGCGCCCGGGGGAUAACCUGUUCGACAAGAUUGACUCGGCGAUCCUCGAUUGCAAGAUCGGGGUCGCCCUAUUCUCGCCCCGAUAUUGCGAGUCGUACUUCUGCCUACAUGAGCUCGCCCUGAUGAUGGAGACCAAGAAGAAGGUCAUACCCAUCUUUUGUGAUGUGAAGCCUUCUCAGCUUCGAGCUCUCAAUAACGCAACUUGUUCGGAGACGGAGACCGAGAGGUUCAACUUGGCUAUUGAAGAAGCCAAAAACAUUGUGGGAAUCACUUUUGACUCUUCGAUGGGGGAUUGGUCAGAGCUCCUGAGGAAUGCUUCUGGAUCUAUCAUCAAGAGCUUGAUGGAAGCGAAUCAAGACUGACCAAACGAGAAUUAAGUGGAGAAACUCAUCAUCGCUCUCCAAGCCAGCGUGAGCAUAACUUGUACAAGAGAUUGGUGAAGAAAAUUAUACAUUAACCAAUUGUAGAUUGGGGGGGUUGUCUUGAUUUAUCUUUGACUAGGGGUUUGAAUUUUGUUAUCUUUCCAUUUGAUUGAUUUGUUUGUAGAGAAUCAAAAAUAAGUUGGCAACCA
This is a messenger RNA of Rhodamnia argentea, 842 nucleotides long. RefSeq names its product TIR-only protein-like. Gene Ontology annotation, biological process: signal transduction. Bases 73 to 633 code for a protein of 186 amino acids. NCBI's taxonomy places the organism in Eukaryota, Viridiplantae, Streptophyta, Magnoliopsida, Myrtales, Myrtaceae. The transcript has 2 exons. The record is from RefSeq and is a predicted model, not a curated record.